Molecule: messenger RNA, 1503 nt
Organism: Glarea lozoyensis ATCC 20868
Lineage: Eukaryota; Fungi; Ascomycota; Leotiomycetes; Helotiales; Helotiaceae
Exons: 2
Coding region: 1-1503 (500 amino acids)
Biological process (GO): vesicle fusion; exocytosis
Cellular component (GO): plasma membrane; SNARE complex
Molecular function (GO): SNAP receptor activity; syntaxin binding
Source: RefSeq, a predicted model, not a curated record
AUGUUGUCUCGAGUGUGGGACUCGUACGCUGGACGACUCAGCCUUCCUUCUUCGAUCAUUCAUAAAGCCGUCACCCCAAUCCUUUCUUCUCAACGCUCAACUGCCAAUUUACGAAUUCACGACACCAGCAACCUUGAAGAUACCCCAAAACACGCACACAUUUACUACAAGCCACUGCUCAAGAUGAAGAAAUUUGGCUUUGGAAAGAAGAGUGGUGAUUCCUCGAAGAAUGCCGCUCCAGCAGCUUCCAAUCCAUAUGCCCAACAGCCACCAGCCCCGGACCCGUACGCUCAAGACACCAACAAGUACGCAAAUAUGCCAGCGCCUUCAGCAGGCUCACCCUACCAGCAAGCCCGUUCGAACUAUGGCGGUUUACCAGGUGGCCCUGGUGCUGGUCGUGGAGGACUUCCAGGCGCCCCAGCACCCAGCAGAGGAGGAGCACCGCCACCAAAUAACCGCCAGAACUCAGGCAGUAGUGGCUACGGCAAUGAGAAAUAUGGCAGCGGUGGUGGUUAUGGUUCAAACAGAUAUGACAAUGCCCCACCAAGCUACAGUUCUGCCCCGCCAUCUGAGGCAGGGUCCAAGUACGGACCAGGUGGUUAUGGAGGAAUGGGUCGAUCUCAAAGCAGCGAAACAGCCAGCUUCAAUGACAAGAAAGACGACCCGUACGGUGCGCCAAAAGACCCAUAUGCCCAGCGAAGUGCGAUGCCACCUUCGAAUGGCCAACCUGGUCGGGGUUACGGUUCGGAGGCACCAGACGCCGCUGGCGGUGGAUAUGGCGAAGAUCGACAGCUUACCGCAGAGGAGGAAGAGGAAGAGGAUGUGAAUGCGACAAAACAACAAAUUCGGUUCAUGAAGCAAGAAGAUGUCUCGUCCACUCGAAAUGCCCUUCGGAUAGCGGCCCAAGCUGAGGAAACUGGACGGGCAACACUGGCCAGACUUGGCGCACAAGGAGAACGGAUCCACAACACUGAAAAGAACCUUGAUAUUGCUGCUAAUCACAACCGGGCUGCGGAGGCAAAAGCUAAAGAGUUGAAGACUCUCAAUCGGAGUAUGUUUGCGGUCCAUGUCAACAACCCGUUUACUGGGAAGUCAAGGAGAGAGGCUCGUGAUCGUGAGAUUAUCGAAAAACAUCAGAGCGAACGAGAUGAACGUGAGGCUACCAGAAAUGCCGCUUACGGUUCUCAACAACGUAUGGAGCGGACGUUCAAGGAGCUACAGCCAGGUGAUGCGGGUUACAGACCUAAGAAUUCCAAAGCUAGUUUGGCCGAGCGUUCCAAGUAUCAAUUUGAAGCCGACUCAGAAGAUGAAGAAAUGGAGAAUGAGAUCGACAGCAAUCUUGAUGCUUUAAGUGGUGCCGCCGGACGACUGAACCUGUUAGCGAGGGCCACUGGUGAAGAGGUCGAAGCCCAGAACAAGCUGUUGGAUAGAGUUACAGACAAGACCAACAGUGUAGAUGACCAGAUUAUGAUGAACAGAGCCAGAUUGGACCGGAUUAAAUAA